AUGGGUUUUGUGGAACUGUUGGAGGUGGCUUCUAUGCCAAUUAUUCAAGUACUUCUUAUCAGUGCAUUGGGAGCUUUGAUGGCAACUCAGUAUUUCGAUAAUCUUCUUUCCCCGGAUAUUCGGAAAGCCUUGAACAAGAUUGUCUUCAUUAUAUUCACUCCUUCACUUGUAUUUGCUAGUUUCGCCAAGAGUGUUUCACUUGAAGAUAUGAUAUCAUGGUGGUUUAUGCCCGUUAACGUUGGACUUACCUUCUUAAUUGGAGCAAUUAUAGGAAUGAUAUUUGUGAAAUUACUGAAGCCUAAUUUGAAAGUGGAGGCUCUUAUUAUUGCUUCAUGUUCAUCAGGAAAUAUGGGUAACCUUCCUAUUGUAAUCAUCCCUGCUAUCUGUGAUGAGAACGGAGGCCCAUUUGGUGCACGUGAUGUUUGCCGCAAUAAUGCACUCUCUUAUGCAUCUUUCUCUAUGGCGCUUGGUGGCAUCUUCAUCUGGACCUACACUUUACACACGAUGAAAAGCAGAUGCUUGAAACAUAAGGCCCUCGAGGCUGCUGAGAUAAUGAAGGUUCCCAACAAAGAAUUUGAUGCUACUGCAGAAAGUCUCCUUCUCAAGGAUAGUGAUAGCCAAAACACGAGAGAAGUGCCCACAUCGACCUAUAUUGGUGACAGUGAAAACCAAAUUGCUGUAGACCAAGAUCAGUCCAAUGUAUCAAAGAAGAGCGAAUCGUUUUGGCAUAGAAUCGUUGAAGUUAUGCGUCAUUUUCUGGCAGAACUUAUGUCACCACCAGCAAUUGCAACAUUUUUUGGUUUCCUCUUUGGCGCGGUUGAAUGGCUAAGGAGCCUACUAAUCGGUGAAAAUGCUCCAUUGCGUGUCAUCCAGGACACACUUCAAUUACUUGGGAAUGGGACCAUUCCUUGCAUCACCCUUUUGCUUGGUGGUAACCUCACUCAAGGCCUGAAAUCAUCAAGCGUCAAACCAUUGACCCUCAUCAGCAUCAUCAUAGGCCGACUUUUCCUACUACCUUUGAUUGGAUUGAUCAUUGUAAGACUAGCAGCAAAUUUUGGCUUACUCCCAGUUGAUCCUUUGUUUCAGUAUGUGCUGGUUAUGCAGUAUGCCAUGCCACCGGCUAUGAAUAUCAGUACCAUGGCUCAGCUGUUUGAUGUAGGAAAUGAAGAGUGUUCAGUCAUCCUCCUGUGGACAUAUAGUGCUGCAGCCAUAGCACUCACUGCCUGGUCAACAUUCCUCUUGUGGCUAUUAUCUUAA
Messenger RNA from Sphenostylis stenocarpa, 1257 nucleotides. The record is from the annotation of a GenBank genome assembly. NCBI's taxonomy places the organism in Eukaryota, Viridiplantae, Streptophyta, Magnoliopsida, Fabales, Fabaceae.